GCGCAGGCGCGGAGCGAGAGGAAGAUGGCGGCCCCCCUGGACUUGGAGCUGAAGAAGGCCUUCACGGAGCUGCAGGCCAAGGUGAUCGACACGCAGCAGAAGGUGAAGCUCGCCGACAUCCAGAUCGAGCAGCUGAGCAAGACCAAGAAGCACGCGCACCUCACUGACACCGAGAUCAUGACGCUGGUGGACGAGACCCGCAUGUACGAGGGCGUGGGCAGGAUGUUUAUUCUUCAGUCUAAAGGAGUCAUUCAUAAUCAGCUUUUAGAAAAGCAGAGAAUAGCAGAAGAGAAAAUUAAGGAAUUAGAGGAUACCAUCUGUCUGGAGACAGGGCUGGAAGGCACAGCAACAGUUAAACUGAGAACCACAGCAGCCUGCUUGGAAAGGAUGGACAUGCAGAGAGAAAGCCAGCGGAGCUGCUCACGUUGCCUUCUAAGGAAACUUAUUCUGGGGAUGGUGGAACCGAAAGGCAUCCGGAGGAUGAGCUGGAAAGCCCACAGCUCCCUCCCUCAGCACUGAGACCUGCAAAGAGGAAGAAUGCAUACUUUGGCCUGUUUGCUCUUACAGGAGGCAGGCAGCAUUGCUGUGCCUACUGCUCUUAUUGCCCCAAGCACCACUGCCACUCAUCAACUUGGAGAACUCUGAUUUCCCUGUGCAUGCAAUUGGUGAAAUGCAGCGCUGAGCUCUGUUUGCCACCAGGAAGGCAGGCUGCUGCCAGAGCCUGGCUCCCACACCCAGCAUGGUGUAAGGGAUCAAUGGGGGAAACAAGUAAAAAGAUGAGAGCUGGGCAAAUGGCUAACAUCAAACAGUGCCUUCACAGCUAUGAGCAAAGGAUGUCAUUCGUACUUUUAAAGCACAUCAUCAAUUACUACACCGCACCUCUGAGAGUGAGAAGGAAGCACCUGCUGGUCAUCACCUGUUCCCAUGCACCAGCUGACACUGAAUUAAUGCUGUAAUUAAAAUACUGAUGGGGAAAUGGGAUAGGAGGGCUGCUCCAAAAGUAAUGCACCUCUACAGGUAGAAAUCAAUUUGUGUAGCUCCCAUCCCAAAAGCCAAGCCAGCCAUGAGCCCCUGUGAGACACAGAUGUUGUUCCACUGGAGACAGAAAUGCUGCCUUACCAUCCGAUUCUGACAGCGUGUAUAUGUGAGGACCUACAGAUAAAUACUAGAAGGAAAACAUCCAGAUCCAAAGUGCCUCGGCAGUUAUUAUUUCUACCUGUGGAUCAACCGAAGCUGGAUAAUUGACUGCUUCUCCAUAUCAGCACAGCAGAAGAGCCCACCCUGCGGUUUGCCCAUGCAGUACAAUACCUUUAAGCAUGAUCAUUGAGCAGAACAGGUUUCCUAGUUCUCAGUGUAAGUAAAUAAACCCUAGCGUAAGACUUGGAGUAGCUUAAACCAUAACAUUAAGAAAACUCAGGCAGGGGAGCAGAAUGUGCUCUCAGGUGGCAAAGCGAGCACACAGCAGCCCUCCAGAGACCUGCCUGGGAACACUGCUGGAGCUGAGCAGCCACAUCACACAAUGCCAGACCAGCCUGCAACCUCUUGAUUCAGUUACAGUGAGAGUUUUUGCCAUAAGAAGUUCAGCCGCCCAAAUAGAUUUACAGCAUCAGUAUAAUGGAUCUUUAAAAUUCAGCUUUUUUAGGGCUAUCAGUUUUAUAUUAAAUGCUGCUGGAGGCGGUCAUUAAGGGAAGCCCCACCAGGAGCUCUCUCAGAAGACUUCUAUGAAGCUGUCACCGAACACAGGUCUGCCCUGUGUUUGAUUGGCUGGGUGGGAAGGAGAACAACGGGGGAAGAAUGAAGGAAGAGGAGAAGCUUUGGCAGAGAAAAGAAAAAUUGAGUUAUAAUCUUGACUUCAUUUUACACAUUCAUAAAUGUUCUUUUAAAUAAGUAAAUGUAUUCCACUAAGAAAUUACCCUUCAUUUUAUUUUUUGCCUGCUCUGUGGAACACACAGAACCAUAAAGUGCUGAGAGUUACAACUGGGGCACAUGCAAUAAAGCCACACCUUGAUGAAGGCAGUGCCAGCAAGAAGCAAAGAUCAAGCAAAAAAUACAUCAGUGUCAGUACUGUGAUACACAGCAUGACUGCUUUGGUCCAGAAACCAAAGUGCACUGCUCCAGCACGUGGGGCUCCUGCAUGUUUUAGGGAAACAAAAAUAUGCUGAAGAGUCCACAUGCAUCCCACGUGCUAGAAAUACUUGGCUCCUAGUUACAAGUAAAAGGCUUAUUUUUAUUAAAAAAAAUCCCCAUUGACAUGAACUUAGUUUGUGGGGUUUAUAUUUAUUUUUAGAAGUGGUCAUAAAUAGGCAGAAGGCCCCAGUGAAGCUUCUCUCUCAUGUGUGUUCAACCUUAAAGACUUUUUCAGAAUCACUUCUUCAGGCAUGUUUACUGCUUCUGGAGCAACAAACUCAGGAGCUCCUCUGACCUUCACAAAUCUCCUGAUAAAUUCUGCCAUUGAGAUGCAGUCUGAACUGUGAGCUCCUCAGCUUAGAAGGUUCUUUAACCCAGCUCUGUGCACAUGCUUAUCUAUGCAUGAGGCAUAAAAGACCCCUCCUCCCCUUCCCCCAAUUACUCUUUUUUGUACAAUGUUGUCUGAAAAUUUCAUCCUCACUCUUGACAUCUCUUCUAAAAUUUGCUUUUGUUUUUCUUUGGUAACUCAGCAAAAUACUCACAGUGACCAUAGCAGUUCUGUCACUGUGAAGUCUGCCUGUUUGGCAUCUGGAUAUCACCCCUCAAGUACAAAAUGACAUGCUCCUUCUUUAUAAUAUGGGAGGUUAGCACAGUACAGGAGACAUAGGCAGCAUGUGUACAGGUGCUAAGCAUUGUAUGGGAAACUCUGGAUGCAAAACACACCUAGUCCUGUUUUUGUUUAAUGUUGGUUAUGAGUCAGCAGUAGGAAUUUAAUGGAGGAUAGCAACCUUAUACUUUUGCAGCUUGUUGUCAUUAAAGCCUUUUAAUUGCAA
This is a messenger RNA of Gallus gallus (chicken), 2960 nucleotides long. It is a transcript of the gene PFDN1, whose product is annotated as prefoldin subunit 1. The record is from RefSeq and is a predicted model, not a curated record. Gene Ontology annotation, cellular component: cytoplasm; prefoldin complex. Gene Ontology annotation, biological process: protein folding. NCBI's taxonomy places the organism in Eukaryota, Metazoa, Chordata, Aves, Galliformes, Phasianidae. Bases 25 to 519 code for a protein of 164 amino acids. The transcript has 4 exons. Gene Ontology annotation, molecular function: protein folding chaperone.